Messenger RNA from Trifolium pratense (red clover), 2996 nucleotides. RefSeq names its product cell division control protein 48 homolog C-like. The coding region runs from base 73 to 2805 and encodes 910 amino acids. The record is from RefSeq and is a predicted model, not a curated record. Gene Ontology annotation, biological process: ribosome biogenesis. Gene Ontology annotation, molecular function: ATP binding; ATP hydrolysis activity; RNA binding. Gene Ontology annotation, cellular component: nucleus. The transcript is spliced from 11 exons. NCBI's taxonomy places the organism in Eukaryota, Viridiplantae, Streptophyta, Magnoliopsida, Fabales, Fabaceae.
CCUACUCAAAGUACUAUAAAUACAAUACAAAUUUAAAAGAGAAAAAAAUGGCUUUUAUUGAAGAAAGUUGAAAUGGGAAAGUUCCAAACAACCCUUCUCCGUCAAAUCGAUUCCUGCAAAUCAAGUUUCUCAACCGCCGAUGAAAUCGUCAACCAUCUUCGUUCAACUUACUCCGAUUACCACCACAAUGAUUAUCCAUCACUCCUUCAGUUAGUUCAGAACGCUCUUCCGGCUACUCACACCACCACCAAUCAAUCUUCUCGAAAGAGACAUCGCAUUCAUCAAUCUGAAACUUCUACUUCCCCUCAUUUUGCUCCCGAGAGUGGCGGCGAGAAAGCUGUUAACGGCGCCGGUGGUGGUGGUGGUGGUGGUGAGAAAGAAACUUCUACUUCCCCUGAUUUUGCUCCCGAGAUGUGCGGCGAGAAAGCUUCUAACGGCUCCGGCGGUGGUGGUGGUGGUGGUGGUGGUGAGAAAGAAACUUCUACUUCCCCUGAUUUUGCUCCCGAGAUUAGCGGCGAGAAAGCUUCUAACGGCGCCGGCGGUGGCGGUGGUGGUGGUGGUGAGAACGAAACUUCUACUUCCCCUGAUUUUGCUCCCGAGAUUAGCGGCGAGAAAGCUUCUAACGGCGCCGGCGGUGGUGGUGGUGGUGGUGGUGAGAAAGAAACUUCGAUUUCCCCUGAUUUUGCUCCCGAGAGCAGUGGUGAGAAAGCUGUUAACGGCGCCGGCGGUGGUGGUGAGAAAGAAACUUCUAAAACUUCUCCAAAGAGACGUAAGAUUGCUGAAUCUGAAUCUGAAUAUGAUUAUGAUGAUUUUGAUGAUGAUGAUGAUGAUGAUGAUGCUUAUGAUGAUGAUGAUGAAAGAAUGCAAAAUGUGGAAUCGACGAGCAAGGGAAUUUCGUCUGAGUAUUCUUCCGAUAACGGAGACAGAGUAGUGUCAAAGACAGAAAUGAAACGGGGACAACCGGUUAAGUUAAUGCAGUUUUGGACCGGUGGUAGUGUCGGUGUUGGUGGUGGUGAUGGAAAGAAGAAAAUGAAGGGGACUAUGUUUAAGGAUUUAGUUGGAAAUGAGAUGAAGAAGAUAAUUAAAGAAUUGAAGAUAACUGUGAAAUUACUGCGUCAGCCUGAAUUGAUUAGAGAGUAUGGAAUGAAACUGAAAAGAGGAAUUUUGUUACAUGGUCCUCCUGGUUGUGGAAAAACUAGACUUGCUCAUGCUAUUGGGAAUGAAGCUGAAGUUCCAUUUUAUCCUAUUUCUGCUACUGAUGUUAUUACUGCUGUCCCUGGUGGAUCUGAAGAAAAGCUUAGAGAGCUUUUCGCUAAAGCAAAAAGGACGGCUCCAUCAAUUAUCUUUAUUGAUGAGAUUGAUGCAAUUGCUUCAAAACGAGAGGAUUUAAAGCGACAGGUGGAUUCACGAAUCGUGACACAGUUAUUAACUUGCAUUGAUGGAGAUGGUUAUUCAGGGAGUUCUGAUAAACCUACUGGUUAUGUUCUUGUAAUUGGAGCCACAAAUAGGCUCGAUGCUGUUGACUCUGCUUUGAGAAGGCCUGGUCGUUUUGAUCGAGAAAUUCUUGUUGGCAUUCCUGAUGAAUCUGCCAGGGAGGAGAUCCUUGUCCUGCACACACGAAAUUGCAGUCAUAAGCUUGACGAUUCGAUUGAUCUGCGAAAAAUAGCCAGGUCCACGCCAGGAUUUGUUGGUGCUGAUUUAGAAGCUCUUGUUGGCGAAGUUAGCGAACUGGCAUUUCAGAGGGUAAUGGAUGAAAUGGAACAUGAAUCACAUAAUGAUCUCAUGAGUGAUGAUGAAGGCCGGUGGAAGGAACAUUGGCCACCCCAACAAAAAAAUAAAUUUGCAAUCAAAAUGUCUGAUUUUGAGGAAGCAGCCAAAAUGGUGCAACCUUCGUUAACAAGAGAAGGAUUCUCUCCCAUUCCUGAUGUUAAAUGGGAAGAUGUUGGUGCACUUGAUCAUGUAAGAGAGGAGUUUGAUCAACACAUUCUAAAGCGCAUAAAAGACCCUGACAUUUAUGAGGGACUUGGGUUGAAUUGUGACACGGGUUUUUUGCUUUACGGACCUCCAGGUUGUGGUAAAACACUGAUUGCCAAAGCUGUUGCCAAUGAAGCGGGAGCUAAUUUCAUUUAUAUUAAGGGUCCCGAGCUUCUAAAUAAAUAUGUUGGAGAAAGCGAGCAUGGAGUCCGGAAAUUAUUUGAUCGUGCAAGAGCAUGUGCACCAUGUAUACUUUUUUUUGACGAGGUGGAUGAUUUGUCAACAAAACAUGUUAAUGAAGGAGGUACACGGGUUAUUGAAAGAGUGCUCAAACAGUUGCUUGUUGAGUUAGACGGUGCAGAGCAACGCAAAGGUGUUUUUGUGAUUAGUGCAACAAAUAGGCCUGAGGUGAUGGACAGUGCUCUCCUACGGCCGGGUAGAUUUGGUAAUCUUAUUUAUAUUCCUCUUCCAAGUCCAGACGAUCGUGUUUCGAUAUUGAAAGCUCUUGCAAGGGGUAAGGAAACGCUUGCAAGGCGUGAUCAAACUCGUGCAAGGUUUAAGCUUAUGCCAAUUGAUGCUAGUGUGGAUUUGUGCGCCAUUGCAAGAAUGAAAGCUUGUGAAAACUUUAGUGGCGCUGAUCUUGCAGCAUUGAUGGACAAAGCAAUAUUGGCUGCUCUUGAACAGAAGCUCACCACAACCGGGGAAAAAAGUGAUACAUUGACUGUCAAGGCUAGGCAUUUUGAGGUAGCACUGAGUAAACUAUCUCCCUCUGUGUCCGAAGAGCAAAGGAAGCACUAUCAGCGACUUUCAAAGAACCUUAAAGCAGCGUGAGAAGCACGGGCAGAAAUAAAAAAGGAAACAAGUUUAGGGAUGUCAAUGGGGGAGAGAACUGGAUGGCCAGAAAUGACUUACGUAAUUGUAAAAGUUUAGGGAUGUGAACCAGUUGUAACUUGAAGAAAAUUCUAAUUCUAAUCAUUUUAGUCCAAAAAAAAAGGUCUUAAUUGCUUUAUUGUCUUAAUUGC